CGAUGACGCUGACACUCGAUCCAAUAUAUUGUUUAUGUCAAUCAUGCACCCCGUCAACAACAACAUAAUGGUCGUCAAGUAGUCCUUUCGUCGUCUCGCCGACGACGCUGUCGGUAACUACAACUCAUAUCAUCAUGAACAGCCCUUCGAAGCGGCGGAAGAAGAACGACUCGAAGCCCGCCGCGGUCCAACACCGCAGCCUCGACUUCUUCUUUCGCAAACCGACUGACCAGACAACGAAGACUGCCAACAGCGCUUUGCCGAAUGGGGACCCGAUAGUCAAAGACCAGUCAUUCCUUGAAGGCGAUCAGAGCACCUCCGAGAAAGCCCUAUCAGACGAAGAGUUGGCUCGAAGACUACAAGAAGAAUGGGCCCGGGAGGACGAACAAGAAUCCAACGGCCAUGUACCGUCCAGCCGUGCUGAGGAUACCAAGCACAAGGCGGAAGACGAUGUGAAAGACUUUGUCGCGGCUGCGCUUGAAGAGCCUGAUCCUGUCGCGGAGGCACAACCGAACCGUACUGUGUGGCAGAAGAAUGUCCUCGGUCUCCAAUCCACGGCAUCGGAGGAAGAUACAACCACAUUGACCAUACCAUUUGACCAAAGUCCGCUGACGUUCGAACCGGGCAAAUAUGUGUCUGAGCUGAGACGACACUGGUCAGCAGAUGGAGGCGACGCAUCUUAUGCAUUACUAACAAGAUGCUUUGUCCUCGUCAACUCGACGCAGAGUCGAAUCAAGAUCGUCGACACGCUGGUCAACUGUCUCAGGACCCUCAUCGAAGCCGACCCAGACAGUCUGCUCCCAGCGGUCUGGCUUGCGACCAACUCGAUCUCGCCACCAUACAUUUCUCUAGAACUCGGCCUGGGCGGAUCAGCAAUAUCGAAAGCCCUGAAGAAGGUGUGCGGGCUCGACAAUGCCGGGCUGAAGAACCUCUACGACAAGCACGGAGACGCAGGAGACGUGGCGUUCGAAGCGAAAAAGAGACAGAGUUUCACACUGCGGAAACCAAAGCCUCUCACCAUCAAGGGGGCAUAUCAGACACUGGUCAAGAUCGCAAACAGCAAAGGCCAUGGGAGCGUGGAGCAGAAACAGCGGCUUGUAGAACGGCUGCUGCAAGACGCCCGCGGGCCCGAAGAAAGUCGAUAUAUUGUCCGGACACUGGUGCAGCACUUGCGCAUUGGCGCCGUCAAGACGACCAUGCUGAUCGCACUGGCACGAGCGUUCCAACUAUCUCGUCCAGCAGGCGCAGACUUCCCCGUUCGAAACGCCGCCGACCUGGCCACCCUUAAAAAAGACGAGUUGGCCACAGUCUGGGCGAAAGCCGAGGAAGUCGUCAAGACGUGCUUCGCCCGGCGUCCGAACUACAACGACCUUGUCCCUGGUCUGCUGGAAGUCGGUGUGUCUGACGAACUACUCGCCCGCUGCGGCCUGGCACUACAUAUCCCUCUGCGCCCCAUGCUGGGCAGCAUCACCCGCGACCUCAGCGAAAUGCUGACAAAGCUACAAGGGCGCGACUUCAGCUGCGAGUUCAAAUACGACGGCCAACGCGCCCAAGUCCACUGUGACGAGCGGGGCAAAGUGUCCAUCUUCUCUCGCCACCUGGAAGUCAUGACAGACAAGUAUCCAGACCUGGUCGCUCUGGUACCCGAAAUACGAGGCGACGGCGUGUCGAGCUUCAUCCUGGAAGGUGAAGUAGUCGCCGUGGACCGAAACUCCGGUGAACUCAAGACCUUCCAGACCCUCACCAACCGCGCCAAAAAGGACGUCGACAUCGGAUCUAUCCAGAUCGACGUGUGUCUAUUUGCUUUUGACCUAAUGUACCUCAACGGCGAACAGCUCCUAGACCGACCAUUUCGCGAACGCCGCGCGCUAUUACGCAGCAUGUUUGUGGAAAAGGAACACCACUUCACCUGGGUCCAAAGCAUCGACGCGACCUCGGCCGAUUCGGAGACUGUGCUUGAAUUUUUCAAAUCUGCAACAGACAUCAAAUGCGAGGGCAUCAUGGUCAAAGUGCUGGACAAUCUGCCUGCCCAGAAUCCUGUCCUUGACGCAAAUGAACCAGAAGAAGCAGAUCCAACUAUCCCGGUGACUCCAAGCAAAAAGGGUAGUAAAAAGUCAGAUGGAGACAAAACUUCUACUACGCGCCGAAAAGCCCUUCUCGCCACCUACGAGCCCGACAAACGACUCGACUCAUGGCUCAAAGUGAAAAAAGACUACGCCACCUCCGCCGACACGAUCGAUUUAGUGCCUGUGGCAGGCUGGCACGGCCAAGGCCGAAAAGCGAAAUGGUGGUCCCCCAUCUUGUUGGCGUGUCGGAACCCCGAAACCGGUUCUCUUGAGGUCGUGACGAAAUGCAUCUCGGGAUUCACCGAUAAAUUCUACCAGGCCAACAAGGAAAAAUACGCCCAGGGCGGAGAUAAUGUCCUCGGUCGUAAACCGGCUUAUAUCGAGUACUCUGGUCCGGAGCCGGAUGUCUGGUUCGAGCCCCAGGAGGUCUGGGAGAUGGCGUUUGCGGAUAUCACGCUUAGUCCGACGUAUACGGCGGCCAUUGGACUUGUGAAUGAAGACCGCGGACUGAGUAUGCGGUUCCCGAGGUUUUUGAAGGUUAGGGAGGAUAAAGGGAUUGAGGAGGCGAGUACGAACGAGUUUCUGGCGAGUUUGUAUCGGAAGCAAGAGGCUAGAAUUAGGGAGGCGGGCGGACAAAGUAGUAAUGGUGUGAGUGGUGUGAAUGGUGGUGGAUUGGAGGAGGGUGAUGGAGACUUUGAUGAAUAGGUACUUCGUUUGUUGGUUAGUGCAUGAAUCCAUAAUCUGGCCAGUCUGUGUCCUGCGAAUAGGCCAUUCAAAGGGGUUCAGUGCUUGGUAUAUGCGUCCUGAGAUUUCUGUCUUGAUGUUCUCUCUAUUUUUUCCCUCUUCGAGAAUCCGAGAUUCCCACAGGGCCCACAUGGUGAUGAUCUGAGAUCUUGUCGUUCCUGUAACUGUGAUUUUGUCCUGUACGUUGUAGGCAGCUGUUCAAUCCCAACACAAUCUCUGACUCAAGGUCAGAUGUAUCAGCCAGCCCAACUCUGAAGUCGGCGGGGAGAAGUUCUGGCCAUUGAACAUGAUCUGUUAAAUCUGUUCAAGAAUGUCAUCCACAAUAUGUCCGUGUUGUGAUUCUUUAGGCACUCCGAUACAAACCCCUUCACGAAUCACAUGAAGAAUCAUGACAUAACCUUGGUACAAUCAAGGUAGAGUUCUGACGGGGUCACGGUCAAUAUUUGAUGUAGCGAGAACGCACCAAAGUAUCUGCGUCAAAAAUCGAACCACAAAUCUCGUUCAGAAUUCCGCCAACACCAUUUCUUCAACUACCUAGCCCUUGCCAGGUUUUUCAGGUAAACCAAUCCAAUCAUCACCAGAAGUAUUGAAUCAGGGCGAUGAGACAAGCAUCAAAAAGUAAGUAAAAAGGGAAACAGCACACAACAAUGAUGAGCAUCAAGGCAAGCCAAGACAACAGUAGCACUAUUAGGCUGAGGUUUCUCCUCCAAACUCUGCUCAAGGCAGAAGAGUGAUGGAAAAACACAAACAGAAAGAAAACAGAACAGAACAAAGCACACAGAACAAGAAAAGAGAAUUGGCUACUGGGAGCUACAGCUACAGCACUUGGCACGAGACGAUGGCAAUGGGAAACUACAGCACUGGGCACGCGAGCACUGCAAACAAGGGUACUUGGCGUAAGAUGGGAGCACUGGGCACGAGAACGCGAGUAAGGCGAUUGGGAACUACAGUAGUGAGAAUCAACAACAAUGGACAUGAGAAACAGAGCUGAAAGAGGGCAAAGAACACUGGAAGAGCGAAAAAGCGAACAGGCACUGGGCAUGAGAAGAGGACACCCGAAACGAAGAAGACUGCAAAAGAAGAACAUUGGAAAAGAAGAACACUGGAAAAGAAAACAUUGGAAAAGGAAAACACUGGAAAAGAAGACACUGGAAGAGCGGAAAGGACUGUGGGACAAGCGAAGGGGCACUGGCCAAGAAAGAACGCGCUCUGGCGAUGAUCAAGUGGAGAUGAAAAAGGGUGUGGGAAACUACAGCGCUGGGAACAGACGAGCACAUUAGAUAAGAGGACACUUCAAGAGCGAAAGAGAACACUGGAAGAGAGAGAGACAACACUGGAAAAGAGAGACAACACUGGAAAAGAGAGACAACCCUGGAAAAGAGAGACAUCACUGGAAGAGCGAAAAGACAACUGCAUAAGGGAGAGAACACCGGGCACGCGAGCACUGGACCCACGAGAGACCACUGGAAAUUGGACGAGAACAUGGAACACUGGAGAAGAUCAAGUGGGGAAGGGACAGAUAUGGGAACUACAACGCUGAGAACUGGAGAAAUUGGGCACGAGAUGAGAAGACUGGGCGCGAGAGAGAACAUUGGCAAAGGAGAACAACACUGGAAAGAGGAACAA
Messenger RNA from Exophiala dermatitidis NIH/UT8656, 4436 nucleotides. Its product is annotated as DNA ligase 1. Gene Ontology annotation, cellular component: DNA ligase III-XRCC1 complex. Gene Ontology annotation, biological process: double-strand break repair via alternative nonhomologous end joining; DNA biosynthetic process; mitochondrial DNA repair. The record is from RefSeq and is a predicted model, not a curated record. Bases 135 to 2771 code for a protein of 878 amino acids. Gene Ontology annotation, molecular function: DNA binding; DNA ligase (ATP) activity; ATP binding. The transcript has a single exon. Lineage: Eukaryota; Fungi; Ascomycota; Eurotiomycetes; Chaetothyriales; Herpotrichiellaceae.